Molecule: messenger RNA, 2417 nt
Organism: Chenopodium quinoa (quinoa)
Lineage: Eukaryota; Viridiplantae; Streptophyta; Magnoliopsida; Caryophyllales; Amaranthaceae
Product: B3 domain-containing protein Os11g0197600-like
Exons: 8
Coding region: 148-2064 (638 amino acids)
Molecular function (GO): DNA binding
Source: RefSeq, a predicted model, not a curated record
GAUUUCCAUUACUGCGCAGGCAGUAAAGGCUCUAUACUCCCCCCCCCCCCCCUCUCUCUCUCCUCUCCUCGGGUGAAGCAGAAUUACUGGAAAGCGAUUUUCAGCAAAUUUGGCUAAUGUUAUUGAAAUAAAAAGUUUAAUCAAUUGAUGAUGAUGGAUAAGAGGACGCCUCAUUUUCUGGAAGUUUUCCUUCCUAAUUUGAGUUCAGACAGACUGAAAGUUCCAUCUAAAUUUGUUGAGUACCUUGCGGACCGAACUUCUGGACCUCUCUCAUUGAUAGGACCAAGUGGUAACGUAUGGUACGUUGAUCUGCUUGAGCUGAAUGGUCACUUGUAUUUCCGUGAUGGAUGGCCUACAUUUGUGAAAGAUCAUUCUAUACAGUGUGGUGAUACUCUAGUUUUCAGAUACAAUGGGAGUUCAAAUUUCAAUGUACAAAUUUUUGAUGAAAGCUCAUGUGAGAAAGACGAAGCCUUUUAUGCAGAUUGCAGUCAAGGAGCUUCUAAAUGUUAUGAAAACUUGGAAAAGAAAAGAGAAAGGGAUAUGGAAGCUUCCAUGUUAAGUUUAGUUGCUGAAAAGAAAAUGAGGGUCAGGUGGGUGCCUGUUGGAAAUGGAGAGAAAAAUUUUAAAACAUGUACCAAGGAAGGUCAGAAAAGUAACAAAACUGCAAAUGGGCGUGAUAAUAGGACAAAAGACUUAGCAACGGCAUCUGACACGACAGUCGUCUUAGCUAUUCCUUCUCUUAACGGACCUGAUGGUAGGGCAAGUCAAGUAAAAUUUCAUGUCAAGAAAAUUUCUCCAAAAGUGAUGUCUUCAAAAGUGAAGAAAGUCUCUAAGAAGGAUCAAAUGACCGACUUCCAGAAAAUUCCCAGCAUAUCAAAGUUCAUACAGUCAAGAGCUGCUAAUUACUUCACGUCCAAUUUACCAUAUUUUGUCAGAGUUAUGUGUUAUUCCAAUAUCAGUGGAAAUGGUACUAUGAAAAUUCCUACUUAUUUUUCGAAAGAUCAUCUCCCAAAAUGCCGAGUCAAAGUCACCCUCAUGAAUCUAAAUGGAGACUGCUGGAUGGUAAAUUCUAUUCCAGCUGUAAGGCGACAGGCAACACUGCAUAGUUUUUGUGGUGGUUGGCCAGCCUUUGUUCGUGAUAAUAGUAUCAAGAUAGAAGAUGUAUGCAUGUUUGAACUUGUGAGUAAUUUUGAAAUGCGUGUACGUGUUCUACGGCCGGGUUUGGAAGGGUUAGAAUGUCAAAUUGGAAACAGUUCUGCUGUUGAUGGUGUUGGAUUGGGUGGGAGACAUCUUGAAGCUGCUGAAAAUGUAGCACACCGUACUGGAGCCCAUCCUUUACAAGAAUUAGAUCAAACAUAUGAACCAUGUACACCUCAAUAUAAAAUGGAUAAAAUUAAAACAGAUGCAAUGCCUUACAUGCAGCAAGAGGCGGCGUCUAUUAAUACAGUUGACGACUUUAUUGCAGUACACGUUCCUGCUUGUGCUUCCGGAUCCUCCAUUGGUACAAAUUGUGAUUCUACAGCAGAUAAACAUCUAGUAUGUUAUACUGGGAAAACUAUGUCAUAUCAAGCAAAUGAAAAUAGCCUGGUAGAUUUACAAGCCACACACAGUAUGAACAUGCAGCCUGCAGUUGGAGAAGUCAGUGAUGCCCUAUCUUUCACUUCCCCUUUUCCUAGUUUUAUGAAGGUUAUGAUGAAUUCCAAUGUUGGUGGAUCAUUCACUCUGAAUGUCCCGAGUAAGUUUGCAGCUGCACAUCUUCCGAGUUACAAGGCUGAGUUAGUGCUCCGUAAUUUGAAAGGGGACUCUUGGAAUGUUGUUUCAGCUCAUUAUGGAAACUCGACAAAGUUCUGUGGAGGCUGGAUGUCAUUUGCACGUAUGAAUGAUGUGAAAGUUGGGGAUAUAUGUGUCUUUGAACUUCUGGAUGAGAGGUUGUUGCAAGUGCGUGUAUUUGAGGGUAGCCACAAGAGACCAGAUUGUGUGUAUGAUAAAGCUGUAGUUGAUGAUUCAACAGCUUCCAUUGAGUCUACUGAAUAUGGACUUUUGCCUGAGACAUUUAUUGAUUGAAACAGGUGGUCGAUUUUCUAAAGUUUCAGCCUGAAGAAUAUGAUUCAAAAUCAUUUGUAUCGGUAAUCUGUCGAUAAAAUCAGGGCAUAAUUUUCCUGGAGUCGUUUGAUAGUCACAACUGUAUAUUCUUUUCUCAGCUGUACUCUCUAUCAAGAACUGAACUAAAUUGUUCUGUGUUUUCAGUGUAAUGUAGUAGUCUUGAUGGGUUUGAAGUACAAAUCUGGUGGUAUUAGCAGAAUAAAAUGUCUUGUAUAUAAGAUUAUUCUGGUGGAUUUUUAGAGAUUUAUGGAUGUAUGGACUAUUAGUACCUAUUUUUUUUAUUUUUAUUUUAUUUUAUUUUAUUUUUUAAUUUU